UGCCCAGUAGAGAGGGAGGCCCGGGAAGAGCGCAGGAGGAGGAAACGGUACCGGCAGGAGGCCUGGCUCGCGCGAGCCUGAGGCUCCAGGGGGCGGGGCAGGAGGCGGGGCUUUCCCGGCCACCAACAGGGGGCGGGGCCUCGGAUCCGAAGGGUGGGCUUUGGAGGGCCGUGAGGAGCUGCUUCCUGGUCGCCUGGACUCCUCGGCUUCCGCCUUAGCUCAAACCCUGGCCGGGCCGGCCCCGGGGUCAACAUGGAGUCCACGCUGGGCGCGGGCAUCGCCAUGGCCGAGGCGCUGCAGAACCAGCUGCCCUGGUUGGAGAACGUGUGGCUCUGGGUCACCUUUCUGGGCGACCCCAAGAGCCUCUUUCUGUUCUACUUCCCCGUGGCUUACUACGCCUCUCGCCGGGUGGGCAUCGCAGUGCUCUGGAUCAGCCUCAUCACCGAGUGGCUCAACCUCGUCUUCAAGUGGUUUCUGUUUGGAGAUAGGCCCUUUUGGUGGGUCCAUGAGUCUGGGUACUACAGCCAGGCUCCAGCCCAGGUUCACCAGUUCCCCUCUUCUUGUGAAACUGGUCCAGGCAGCCCUUCCGGACACUGUAUGAUCACAGGAGCAGCCCUUUGGCCCAUAAUGACGGCCAUCUCUUCCCAAGUGGCCACUCGGACCCACAGCCGCUGGGUGAGGGUGAUACCUAGCUUGGCUUAUUGCACCUUCCUGCUGGCGGUCGGCUUGUCCCGGGUCUUCCUCUUAGCACAUUUCCCUCACCAGGUGUUGGCUGGCCUAAUAACUGGUGCUGUCCUGGGCUGGCUGAUGACCCCCCGGGUGCCCACGGAGCGGGAGCUAAGCUUCUACGGGUUGACCUCACUGGCCCUCUUGCUGGGUGCCAGCCUCAUCUAUUGGACGCUCUUUACACUGGGCCUGGAUCUUUCUUGGUCCAUCAACCUAGCCUCUAAGUGGUGUGAACGGCCUGAGUGGGUGCACUUGGACAGCCGGCCCUUUGCCUCUCUGAGCCGCGACUCAGGGGCCGCCCUGGGUCUGGGCAUCGCCCUUCACUCCCCCUGCUAUGCCCAGGUGCGGCGGGCAUACCUGGGACAUGGCCAGAAGCUAGCCUGCCUUGUGUUGGCCAUGGGGCUGCUGGGCCCCCUGGACUGGCUGGGCUACCCCCCUCAGAUCAGCCUUUUCUACAUCUUCAAUUUCCUCAAGUACACCCUCUGGCCAUGCCUGGUCCUGGCCCUCGUGCCCUGGCUGGUGCACACAUUCAGUGCCCAGGAAGCACCACCCAUCCGCUCUUCCUGACUCUAGGUGCCUCCUACUGCCACUUUCCCUCUCACAAAGCCCACACACUCCGUGCCCUCCACACUCCGGGGAGGCAGCCCCAUCCCCUUCCAGCCCCCAACAGGCCCUGCUCAUGGUGAAUUUUCUACUUCUCCCACCGCCUGGUCUCAGCCCCAAAGAAGGGCCUUCUCUCUCCCAGGAAGGCUGGUCCUCCUCCUGCCUUCCCUCCCACGUCCCCAAAGGGCAAAGGCAACAGUGAGAUCAGUGGGUUCCUGUAACACUGUGAGGGGCUCAGAGCAGCCCCAAUAAAGCCCUUCCACACCUCUGGA
Delphinapterus leucas (beluga whale) is the source of this 1601-nucleotide messenger RNA. RefSeq names its product glucose-6-phosphatase catalytic subunit 3 (gene G6PC3). Gene Ontology annotation, cellular component: membrane. Gene Ontology annotation, molecular function: glucose-6-phosphatase activity. The record is from RefSeq and is a predicted model, not a curated record. Lineage: Eukaryota; Metazoa; Chordata; Mammalia; Artiodactyla; Monodontidae. Gene Ontology annotation, biological process: gluconeogenesis; glucose 6-phosphate metabolic process.